Periconia digitata is the source of this 1020-nucleotide messenger RNA. Lineage: Eukaryota; Fungi; Ascomycota; Dothideomycetes; Pleosporales; Periconiaceae. The record is from the annotation of a GenBank genome assembly.
AACUCACAAACUCGCAUUAACAUGGCUCAUCACCGCCCUACACAGAGUGAGGCGCUCAAGAUGCCCCACACAGUGAGCUUGAAAGUACUGAGACUGUCCCGACCAUCGCUGGCCACACAGUACCCUCUCCCCAACUCCGAAGCGCUGGGCAUUGCACCAUCCGCCUCCCUCGCCUACCCUGCCUCUAAUCCAUCGUCCACCUCGCAAUCAAUCCUUAGUCCCGUGUUGAACCUGCCCGAAGCUUUUGGCAGCGCCUAUGUCGGCGAAACAUUCUCCUGCACACUAUGCGCGAACAACGAACUAGACCCCUCAGACAAGACGCGAACGAUCAGCAAUGUACGGAUACAAGGGGAUAUGCAAACACCAUCUACGCCUACCGGCUCUACCCUAGAGCUGAUUGCCUCAGACAACAGCAAAGAAGGAAAGGGUGACGAGAAUGUAGAAAGUACACCGGGGCCGGGUGAGAGUUUACAGCGGAUACUCAGGUUUGAACUCAAGGAGGAAGGAAACCACGUGCUCGCCGUUACAGUCACAUACACGGAGUCAACAACCACAGGAGAAGGGACGGCGGUCAAUGGAAAAGUGAGGACGUUCAGGAAGCUAUACCAGUUCGUAGCACAACAGUUACUUAGUGUGCGGACCAAGGCAGGAGAGUUGAGUGUCAAAGACGGCGUAGGUCGAUAUCUUUUGGAAGCGCAGUUGGAAAAUCUGGGAGAAGGGCCAGUGUCACUCGAGACUGUUGAUCUCAACCCGAAAGCUCCUUUUAAGUCAACAUCACUAAACUGGGAUUCACAUCCCCAUGAAACCGACACACUGGCAGCGCCGAUAUUAAACCCUAGGGAUGUGAUACAAGUGGCUUUCCUCCUGGAGGAUUCAAUAUCUACAGAGCCGCCCAUAGACGCAGAGAAAUCGAAUGCAGACGAUAGUAGGAGAGUUUUGGGACAAUUGGCUAUCCAAUGGAGAAGCGCACUGGGGGACUAUGGAUCUCUGAGCACGGGUUGGCUCACGAGUCGUAAAUGA